Bolinopsis microptera is the source of this 2532-nucleotide messenger RNA. RefSeq lists its product as uncharacterized. Gene Ontology annotation, molecular function: lipase activity. The transcript is spliced from 11 exons. The record is from RefSeq and is a predicted model, not a curated record. The coding region runs from base 119 to 1798 and encodes 559 amino acids. Gene Ontology annotation, biological process: lipid catabolic process. NCBI's taxonomy places the organism in Eukaryota, Metazoa, Ctenophora, Tentaculata, Lobata, Bolinopsidae.
AGGAAUGUAAUUGGAAAUUUCUGACGAAACUUCCAUAAAAUAUUGGAAAAAUGCUGUGUUAAUAAGUGGUUUUCUGUACAAGUUUUCUCAGUCUUUAUUCUAGAAGUUUCUCUGGUUAAUGAGUGAUCUUCCAUACAAACUUUCUCACUCUCAGUCCUCAUUUUUAGGAGCUUCCCUUACUAAACCGAUAAACUGUCUUUUCAGGGCACUAUGGGUGUUAGAAAGCAUGUGGGUAGUAGUUGUUCCAGCGCUAUGCGCUUUAAGUAGCAUCACUGUGUACAAACAAACAAAGUCUCCAUUUUGCUCUGUCAUGUCUUCAAUUGCAUGUGGAGUGAUCUGGCUGACAACAAGAUAUUUCAUUCUUGGCAGAGUCCCAACGUUAUUAUCUCCCCCAUUCAAAGAGUGCCUGUCAGUAGUGCGUGUGCUCCUUCAUAGAAUAAACUCUAAACUUAUCAAAAAGUAUGGUCACAGAUAUCCCCUUAUUGUUAACCUUGGACUACUGACCAGAUUCACCAUGACUCGCAGUUUCCACCAAGUGACUGAGAAAGUUAUUGACAGAAAAUUAGCUGAAAAGCUAUCGAGAUACAUGGACUUUGCUGCUGCAUCUUAUGGAGUAUUAUUUUAUCCAAGCCAUGCCAAGUCUUCCUUCAAAAGUUUCUUCAACUCUGACAGCAUCGAGUCCUACAGUAUUGGAGCACUAACCAACAAAGUAUCCGUCAAUGUUAUCUCCCAAAUGACGGGAGUUUCUCCUGAAAGUAUUGUAGUGACACAGUUAAUAGGAGAAAGUCCUCUAAAGCCAGGCUACUACAUCUGUAUAGACGACGAGACAAGAUCAGUUGUUCUGGUGAUACGAGGUACUCUGACUCUGUCAGAUGCGUUUACUGAUAUUGCGUGUCUGAGUAAGGAGUUUGCUGGUGGGUGGGCUCACCAUGGCAUCAGUGUAGGUGCGGAGUCUAUAUUUAACGAAACUAAAGGUCUGCUGGAGAGCAUGCUCAGACAGACAGGAUAUGAUCUGGUGCUCUGUGGACACAGCCUGGGCGCAGGAACUGCUGUGUUGUUAACAUUACACAUACUAUCUAAGAAAGAGACAUUGGGCGAGUCCCCCCUAUCAAAGUGCAAGGUUACUUGUUACGCUUAUGCUCCACCGCCCGUCUUCAACUAUUACGGUUCAGAACGCGAUAAUAAAUGGAGCGACCACGUGGUGACAGUGAUUAACGGGAUGGAUAUUAUACCAAGAGCUUCACUAGCAAAUAUGUUCUGUCUUGUUAUGCAGUUACAAUACAUAGAGAUGUUACCUCUAUCAUUCUGGGAACGAUGCAGUCUGAUUAUAGACAAGAAAACUGAGCAUUUGGAGAAACUCAUGGUGGGAAUGGAGGACUUUCUUAGAGAUAGCAUAGAAAAUAGUGAAGAAGUAUUCCGCCCCCUUUUCCACGUGGGAAAAGUCCUCUGGGUUGACAAGGUCACAGUGUCCGAUAAAACCAUCUUAGAAGAUGAGCCAUCAUGUUCAAUAUUAGACCAGAUACCUAACGGCUUGGUUUGCAAUGGUAACCCUGGUCAUGCUGAUGAUGAUUUCCACCAAGCUCCCUCGGAGAAAACAUCCCCAAAUUCACCCACAGAUUCAUCAGAUGAUAACAGUGAGAAAUCACCUUCAGUGGCUAGACCUGUUGUAUUGCAAGAGGAGCCUUUUGAGUGGCAAAGAACACAUAUUGGACAUAGACUAAUCGCUGAUCAUUGGCCUCAUGAGUAUCAAAAAACGCUGAAGUUAUUCCUAGAGGCAGAGUCUUCACCUACAUCGUGACGUCAUCUCACACCACGUGACGUCAUCAUACAUCACGUGACGUCAUCAUACAUCACGUGACGUCAUCAAAUAGUUCGACCGCCCUUGCAGCAUCUCUGCUGCCUCAUUCAUACUCCAGCUAGCAAAUAAUUUCCAUUAGGAGAUUAGAGCAGCUGUAAUUGCUCGCAGAUGUUGAGCUUAGUCAAAUUAAAUAGAAAUUUAUCUUUAGGCGAUAAUAUUUUGAUUUUCACGUGAAUUUUGUUAAAUUAUAAUAUAGAGCUCUAGACAGGUAAAUAAGUAAUUUAUUUUAUAAGUAACCAUUUUUACCUGAAAUUUAUUAUUUGUAGAAUUUAUGUGUUUAGCAUAAUAGGUACCUACGUCCUACGCUUUUAUUGGUCUGGAUACUGGUGUGGAGGUGAACUAUAUUUUCACUGCCACGUGACUAGUCACGUGUCAAAUCUCAUAUGGUCACGUGUCAAAAGUGAUAUGGUCACGUGUCAAACGUGAUAUAGUCACGUGUCAAAAGUGAUAUAGUUAGACCAUCCCUCCAGUUCCAGAUCUAUUGCUAGAAAUAUUGUGACUGAUUGUUAAGCCACUUUGGAUUGUGUACGGUUGCUUUGGUUAUUUCAAAGCUAUAUUUAAAGUUAGUUUAAAUGUAUGAAAAAUUCUAGUAUAUGUGUACUUAAUUUUCUUUGUUGCUAUUCAUAAUUUAUUACUCAUGAUUAAUUGUAAUUUUUUCCUUACAUUUCAUCCUA